AUGGCGAAUCUUUUAGCUCAAUUCCAGAGUAUUAAAUCCUCGUGCGAUCGCCUCGUUAUUGCCGUUGAGGAUGUAAAUGAUCUGUGGCCUGACCUUAAGAAGGAAUUCGAAGAGAGGUUGCCAUUCAAAAGGGUUUUCCUGAACAACAAGACUCGUAAUCCCGUGACUGUUGACGGAUUACCUGCUGAUUUCAUAUUGACAACAGAUGCAAGACUCCGUAGUCGAUUUCCUCAAGAACAAUUAUUAUUUUGGUUCCGAGAGCCAUACGCAACUAUAGUUCUUGUUACUUGUGAGGAUCUUGAUGAGUUUAAGACUAUUCUUAAACCACGCAUCAAAUUAAUAGUUCAAAAUGAGGAACGAGAAUGGUUUAUUGUUUUUGUGUCUAAAGCACCAGCUCACAAUGAUCAGGCCACCAAGAUGGCAAAAAAGGUUUAUGCCAAACUUGAAGUUGAUUUCAGCUCUAAGAAGAGGGAAAGGUGCUGCAAACUAGAUAUGCACGGGCCUGAUUCAAGUUUCUGGGAAGACUUGGAGGCUAAAGUUAUGGAGUGCAUCAGAAAUACACUGGAUAGACGCAUUCAGUUUUAUGAAGAAGAAAUUCGCAAGCUCAGUGAACAGCGAUUUAUGCCAGUUUGGAACUUCUGCAACUUCUUCAUCUUGAAGGAAAGUUUGGCUUUUAUGUUCGAGAUUGCUCAUCUGCAUGAAGAUGCAUUACGUGAAUACGACGAGCUUGAACUCUGCUAUUCAGAAACUGUUAAUAUGGCAGGAAGGCUAAGAGACUUUGGAGGAAUGGAAAAGGGAGAUGAUCAAGCUACACUACUUGAUCCAGGGAAGAAAUCAUUGACUCAGAUUGUUCAAGAUGAUUCAUUUAGGGAGUUUGAAUUCAGGCAGUAUCUGUUUGCCAGUCAAGCAAAGCUACUCUUUAAGCUGAGUCGUCCAUUUGAGGUUGCAGGAAGGGGCUAUUCUUUUAUAAUUAGCUUUUCUAGAGCAUUGGCCAUGCAUGAGAGCACGUUACCAUUCUCUCUGCGUGAAGUCUGGGUCAUAACUGCUUGCUUGGCUUUAAUCGAUGCAACUGCUUCCUGUUAUAAAGAUGGAUUAGCAGCACCUGACAUGGAGAAGGAAUUUUACCGUGUUCAAGGGGAACUGUUUACUUUAUGCAGGACUAAGUUCCUGCGACUAGCAUAUUUAAUUGGCUAUGGUUCAAGCAUAGAGAGAAGUCCUGUCAACAGUGCCUCACUCAGCAUGCUACCGUGGCCAAAGCCAGCUGUUUGGCCUUCACUUCCAGAAGAUGCUUCUGCUGAAGUUCUUGCAAAAGAAAAGAUGAUUUUCCAAGAAUCUCCACGGCCUAAACACUUUGGUAUUCAGAGGAAGCCAUUACCUCUUGAACCAUCGGUACUGUUGCGCGAGGCAAAUCGUCGGAGGGCUACUCUAUCAGCUGGAAAUAUGUUUGAGUUGUUUGAUAGUCGUCCGAAUGCUAUUGAUGGCUCAGUGCAAAUGUCUCCAGUGCCUAAAGGAAAUGCUAUGUCCAUGUCUCGAACGUACUCUUCACCGGGAAAUUUUGACGGCUCAAUUGAUCGGCCUAUGAGACUUGCAGAGAUUUAUGUUGUUUCUGAGCAUGCUUUACGGAAUACAAUUUCUGAUGUCAACCUGUGGAAAUCAUUAUCUUCUGUGGAAGAAUUUGAGCAAAAAUAUUUAGAUCUGUCAAAAGGUGCUGCAAAUAAUUAUCACCGUUCUUGGUGGAAGAGACAUGGAGUUGUCCUUGAUGGUGAAAUUGCAGCUGUCUACCUUAAGCACGAAAAUUAUGAUCUUGCUGCAAAAUUGUAUGAGAAGGUUUGUGCUCUUUAUGCGGGUGAAGGAUGGGAGAACUUACUGGCUGAAGUCCUUCCGAAUUUAGCACAGUGUCAAAAGAUACUGAAAGAUCAAGCUGGCUACCUAUCUUCUUGUGUGAAAUUGCUCUCGCUAGAUAAAGGAUUGUUCUUGACCAAGGAACGGCAGGCAUUUCAGUCUGAAGUUAUCCAUCUUGCGCACAGUGAAAUGGAGCGUCCUGUGCCCUUAGAUGUAUCUUGCUUAAUUACAUUUUCAGGAAAUCAAGGGCAUCCACUGGAGCUCUGUGAUGGGGAUCCUGGCUCCCUGUCUGUUACUGUGUGGAGUGGAUUUCCCGACGAUAUAACUCUUGAGUCACUUAGCCUUACUCUGACAGCCACUAAUAAUACUGAUGAAGGUUCUAAGCAAAUAAAGAGCUUGGACGCUACCAUACUAAAGCCUGGCAGGAAUACAAUAACCCUUCCCUUACCUCCACAAAAACCUGGUUUGUACGUGUUGGGGGUUCUCACUGGACAGAUUGGUCAAUUAAGAUUUAGAUCUCAUAGUUUUUCAAAGGGUGGACCUGCAGACACUGAUGAUUUUAUGAGUUACGAGAAACCAACAAGGCCUAUCUUAAAGGUGUCAAAACCUAGAUCUCUGGUUGAUCUUGCUGCUGCUGUUUCAUCUGCUUUGCUGAUUAAUGAACCUCAGUGGGUUGGAAUAAUUGUUAGACCUAUUAACUACUCCCUUAGGGGUGCUGUGCUGCACAUAGAUACAGGUCCUGGUUUGAGGAUUGAGAAACAUGGAAUUGAAAUUGAGAAGCUUGCAACUGAGCAGCCUAAUGCAGCCAACUUAGAUAAUCCACAGAUUUUGGAGAGCGAUGGUUCUCCCGUCGCAGAUGAAGUCAAGCAAUUGACUCUUAUUGAUGGUAGGGUUGAGUUGGUCGACUGGGCAAGCAAUAUAACUUCAGUUUUAUGGAUUCCAGUGCGAGCUAUUAGUGAUGAGCUACCUAAAGGAACACCUGCAGGGGCAAUUGUUUCCCAGAGACAGAGUGUUGUGGAUGGCUUGAGGACAAUAGCUCUGAAACUUGAGUUUGGAGUUGCUCAUAACCAGAUAUUUGAAAAGACAAUAGCCGUGCAUUUUACCGAUCCUUUCCAUGUGAGCACACGUGUUGCUGACAAAUGCAAUGAUGGUACUAUGCUUUUGCAGGCCAUACUGCAGUCACAGGUGAAAGCUUCAUUAACCAUCUAUGAUGCUUGGCUGGAUCUUCAAGAUGGCUUUGUGCAUGCUGGAAAUCGUGAUGGAAGACCAACCUCUAACUUCUUUCCGCUCAUUGUUUCCCCAAAAUCCAAAGCUGGGAUUCUUUUUAGUAUAUGCCUUGGGGACACAUUAGUCAAAAAUGAAACGACGGAGUUGCAUCCAGAUAGUAUAUUAAAUAUUAGAUAUGGGAUUUCUGGCUUUAGAACUCUUGGAGCUCAUACCCCUGUAGCUGAGGAAACCAUUGCGGCUGAUGAUGAUUCACAGCAUUUGACCUUCAGGAGUGCUCUUGUUUUACAGCGACCUGUGCUCAACCCUUGCCUUGCAGUUGGUUGUCUGCCUCUCCCUUCGAGUGGUCUCCAAGUUGGGCAGCUUAUGACCAUGAAAUGGAGGGUCGAAAGGUUAAAAGACUUGGAGGAGAAUAUGGCUUCUCAAAACCAUGACAAUUUACUUUAUGAAGUCAUUGCAAAUUCCGAAAACUGGAUGAUUGCUGGGAGGAAAAGAGGACAUAUAUCACUCUCCACAAAACAAGGUUCCAGGAUAGAGAUAACUAUUUUAUGCUUGCCACUGGUUGCUGGAUAUGUUCGCCCUCCGCAACUGGGAUUGCCGGAGGUUGAUGAGGCAAAUAUAAGUUGCAAUCCACCGGGGCCUCAUUUGAUAUGUGUAUUGCCUCCGGCCCUCAGCUCAUCUUUCUGCGUACCAGCCUGA
Fraxinus pennsylvanica is the source of this 3765-nucleotide messenger RNA. Lineage: Eukaryota; Viridiplantae; Streptophyta; Magnoliopsida; Lamiales; Oleaceae. The record is from the annotation of a GenBank genome assembly.